Molecule: messenger RNA, 5868 nt
Organism: Saccostrea echinata
Lineage: Eukaryota; Metazoa; Mollusca; Bivalvia; Ostreida; Ostreidae
Exons: 1
Coding region: 1-5868 (1955 amino acids)
Molecular function (GO): nucleic acid binding
Source: RefSeq, a predicted model, not a curated record
AUGGCUGACGCUCUUGGUAGACGAGUACGGACAUUAACAGAGAAAGGCCAAACCAUGUUUCAAGAACAGUGUAAAAAACUAAAGGGAAAAGUGGACAGAGCAUGGAAUGAAGUAGAGGAUGUCUUAGUAACUUCAGGCUCGUGUGAAAAAGACUUCAGAAAAAUAAGGGAAGUAGAACGCUUACUCAAUGUGAAAUUUAAAGAAUUUUGUAUUGUCUCAGAAGAUUACAAGAAAUGUCUUGAUUCUCAAAACACUGAAGAUGCUCGCAAUAUGUGGAAAGAAUUUGAUAUGUUUGUGAACAAGUGUAUUUCAAUAGUGAAGAAAACAAGUAAUGAACUUGAAACAACAAAAUUUGAAUUACUGGAAACAUUAUCUCAUGUGUCAAGUUCGAGCAGUCUUCAGAGAGCUAAAGCACAAGCUGAAAAGGCCAAACUAGAACUUAUUAAAAAAGAGGGUGAACUUUUAAAACAAAAGACCGACAUUGAAACAAAAAUAAGCAUUGUUCGACAAGAAAAAGAAAUUCUCUCAGCGGAAGCAGAUUUAUCAGAAGAACAUAAAAUAGAUCUUCCAGUUUCUACAAAAGAACAAUUGACCAGUGCUUAUAUAAUGAACCAUCAUUCUGCAAAUACUGGUAUUGACAACGUUCAACAAAAUCAACCAAGCUUUGAACAAAACCCAUCAAACACAAUACACAACCCACCCAUCAGUGUGUAUAAUCCUGCGAGUGUCUAUCAACUUCCUGUCUCUCAAACUUCAGCUAUGUAUGUGCCUCCAAAUUCUGUGCCACAAAUGUUUAUUCCUUCAAAUCCAGCGCCGCCAUUGUUUAUACCUCCUAAUCCUGCUCCUCAAGUGGUGUCUAAUACUUCAGCAAUAACCGACUUUUCUAAGUUUCUGUUGCGCAAGGAUUUUCUCCUCACAAGAUUCACAAACUUUGAUGAUCGCCCAGAAAGUUUCAAUUCUUGGACUUCUUCAUUCCGCAGCAUUGUAUCAGAACUUGGAGUCACACCAUUUGAGGAAAUGGAUUUACUCGUGAAAUGGCUGGGCCCAGAAUCGUCAAAGUUUGCACGUACACUACGCUCAGCAAAUACCCACGAUCCACGUCUGGGAUUGAAACGCAUAUGGGAUAGACUGCAUGACAGAUAUGGAAGACCAGAGAUGGUUGAACAAACUCUUAAAAGGAAAGUACACUUGUUUCCAAACCUCACAAAUAGAGAUCAUGCCAAAUUAUAUGAUCUAGUGGACAUUCUUACAGAAAUUGAAUCUGCUAUGGCAAAUCCACAGUAUAACCUUCUUCUCAGCUACUUCAACUCUUCCACUGGAGUUCUACCGAUAGUAAGCAAGCUACCAACAUCUCUACAAGAUAAGUGGACUACUCAAGCUGCUGGAUAUAAGAAACGGAACUGUGUACCAUUUCCCCCAUUUUCAUACUUUGUCAAUUUCAUCCGUGAAAUAUGUGAUAUGCGUAAUGACCCAGGACUUAUUUGUCAACAGUCCACAAACCCACAGGUAGCGUACAGCAAGCCUAGAUCUACUGGCAAUGUCACCUCUCGUAAAGCUGAAAUUUCGUCACUAACACCGCCAACUCGUUGCCCCAUACACAAUGCUGGACAUACACUGAAUGAAUGCCGUGGCUUCAAAAGAAAAUCACUACAAGAACGUCAAAGGAUUCUAUGUGAGAAGAAUUUGUGUUUCCGGUGUUGUGCUUCACAGAGUCAUAUGUCUAAAAACUGUACGGCAGACAUAAAAUGUGAUAUAUGUGGUAAUUCUCGUCAUGUCACAGCAAUGCAUAUUGAUCGUCGUCCUCAAAGACCUCUGUCACACACGGCCGUAACCACAGUCAAAACUACUUCGGACAAUGGCGGGGAGCCAUCUCCAGAAAAUGAUGAAACAGUGAAAUCGUGUUGUACUCAGCUGUGUGGAAAUUCUGUUGGUGGACGUUCAUGUGGAAAAAUAGUUCUGGUGGAGGUGUUUUCUACUUUAAACCCAGAGAAAACAAUUCGUACAUAUGCUACAAUCGAUGACCAAAGUAACCGUACUUUAGUGUCUCCUAACUUGAUCGAACAACUUGGUGUUUCGGGAGACUGUAAGUCCUACACACUUACCUCAUGCUCUGGUGUAUCUACAUUCAAUGGACGCCGUGUGAAUGGAUUGUGUGUGAAAUCCUUAGAUGGAACAUCAUUUAACUUACCUGAAGUUAUUGAAUGUGAUUCAAUUCCAAGUGAUUAUCUUGAAAUACCUACUUCAGAUGUCGCUGAUUCAUAUCCGCAUCUACAACGCAUUGCAUCGUUCUUACCACCCUUUGAUCGUACAUUUAAUGUUGAACUCCUUAUUGGACGUGACUUACCUGAUGUACAUCAUGUACAUGACCAAAUAACUGGUAGCAUAGGUCAGCCUUUUGCCCAACUUCUAUCAUUAGGAUGGGUUAUUAUUGGUGAAGUUUGUAUUGGAAAAGUUCAUCCCCCAAAGGAAGUAAAUGUAAACAAAACGCAUAUUCUCAAUGAUGGACGGUGUACCACCUUCCCAUUGUGUCAGAAUAACAUCAGUGUCAAGGACAGUGAUAACAGCAUAUUCUUACAAACUCCAUUUGACAACAAGAUUGGACUUUCUGUUGAUGACCGCAAAUUUCUCACUCUCAUGGAUGAAGAGUUUCAUAAGGAUGCUGAAGGCUAUUGGUCUGCACCACUCCCUUUUAAAGAUUCUAAACCAGCGAUGCCAAACAAUUAUUCACAGGCCUGGAAACGUGCUUUGAUCCUCAACUCAAGUCUGCAGAGAGAUCCUCACAGAAGAGAACACUUUUUUGCAUUCAUGUCAAAAGUUUUAGCAAGCGGGGCAGCCGAAGUUGCCCCAUCCGACAUACCCGGGGAAUGCUGGUACUUACCUCUUUUUGGGGUGUACAAUUCUAAAAAGCCGGAUCAAAUCCGAGGAGUUUUCGAUUCAUCUACUGUGUACAAGGACAUUUCAUUGAACAGUGUGUUAAUGUCUGGACCAGACUUAACAAACAACCUUGUGGGAAUCCUCAUGCGUUUCCGUGAGAAUGCAAUAGCGAUCAGUGGUGACAUUCAGCAGAUGUUUUAUGCAUUCCGUGUUCAUGAAAAACACCGUGAUUAUCUCAGGUUCUUCUGGUAUGAAGAUAAUGACUUUCAAAAACCUCUGAUACAAUAUCGUAUGAAAGCACACGUAUUUGGAAAUACACCAUCUCCAGCUGUGUUAACUUACGGACUUCAUAAAGCAUCAGCUGUCGGUGAUUGUGAUGUUCGUAAAUUUGUUUACAAUAAUUUUUACGUUGACGAUGGACUUACCUCCCUUCCCACUGAAGCUGAAGCAGUGACCCUUAUGAAGAAAACACAAGCAGCACUAAAAGAAAACGGAAAUAUUCGUCUUCAUAAAAUCAUCUCAAACAGUGUAAACGUGAUGAAAUCAUUCCCUACAGAUGACUUAGGAAGUGACCUUAAAGAACUGAAUCAUAGUACAGACAUGUGCAACUUACCUGUUCAACACAGUUUAGGAAUGUUGUGGGACUUGAACAGUGAUAUGUUUGUGUUCAAAAUCUCUAAUGCAGAAAAACCUUGUACCCGAAGAGGUCUUUUAUCUACACUGAACAGUGUGUUUGAUCCAGUUGGAUUUAUUUCUCCAGCAACCAUCAGUGGAAAAAUUCUGCAUCGUGAACUUGUACCUCCUGGAUGUGACUGGGAUGAACCACUCUCAGAGGAACACGUGAAAAAAUGGCAAAACUGGCUUGAUUCUUUACACUCUAUUAACGACUAUAGAGUUCCGAGAAUGAUCGUAUCUACUUCCAUAUCUCAGGCACAUUGUUUGGAUGUCCAUGUGUUCUCUGAUGCAUCAGAACAUGCCGUUUCUGCCGUUGCAUAUCUCCGAGUCAUUGACAGAGUGGGAGAAGUUUCUAUUGGAUUCCUUAUGGGAAAAUCAAAGCUGGCACCUCUUAAAGGUCACACCAUACCAAGACUGGAAUUAUGUGCCGCCGUCCUGGCCACAGAGGUAGGAGAAGCAGUAUGUGACUAUUUGAACAUUCCACAAGAUCGGUUUCAUUACUAUAGUGAUAGCAGAAUUGUCUUAGGAUACAUUUGCAAUAACACCCGCAGAUUUUUUGUGUAUGUUUCGAACCGUGUAGAAAAAAUUCACAAAGUUACAUCUCCAUCUCAGUGGUCCUAUGUCUCAACAGAUAAAAACCCUGCAGAUAUAGCGACAAGAUAUUCACAUACAGCAUUGACCACAUCUUUACAAAACUGGAUAACGGGACCCCAAUGGUUGAGAAAUGUUCCAGAGGAAACCAAGACUGUUUAUCCCCUCAUCGAGCCAGAAAGUGACAGAGAAAUUCGUCAAGAAGUUGUUUCAGGCAAAACUCAAAUUUCAACUGAGAUUUUGGACUCGAGUCGUUUUUGUAAAUUUUCUACCUGGAAGAGUCUUGUGAAAGCCAUUUCAACUCUGAGACAUUUCAUUAGAAGUAAAACAAAAGUGAACUGUGAAACCAUUGAAGAACAACCAAAACUACACAAAGAAACAGAAAAAUUCAUCAUUCAACUGGUUCAACAAGAGCCUUACAGUAGAGAAAUUGAGAACCUAAAGAGUGAAAAACCUAUACCAAGAGACAGCAAAGUGUCAAGGCUAGACCCGUUCCUUGAUUCGUCAGGAGUUUUGCGUGUCGGCGGAAGGCUGAAGCGAAGUUCAGAAUUAUCGCUAGGAGAAAAGAAUCCAGUCCUUAUACCUAAUCAACACCAUAUUGCGAAACUUCUAGUGCUUCAUUAUCAUGAAAUAAUUCGUCAUCAAGGACGUCAUCUGACUGCUGGAGCUAUCAGAGCUGCAGGAUACUGGAUACCGAGCUGCAAACGACUGAUAUAUUCCAUUUUAUCUGGUUGUGUAAAAUGUCGUAGACUUCGUGGUAACUUUGUUUAUCAAAAGAUGGCAGACUUACCUGAGGAACGACUGGUUUCUUGCCCACCAUUUACUUAUGUUGGCGUCGACUACUUCGGACCCUGGAAUGUUGUCACCCGACGUACACGUGGUGGUUCUGUGAAUUCCAAACGAUGGGCUGUGUUGUUUACAUGUUUAUCAUGUCGUGGUGUCCAUAUUGAAGUGAUCGAAGAAAUGAGCACAUCUUCCUUUCACAUCAAUCAGAGGCAAGUGAAGGAAUUCUAUUCAGACAGAGGAACCAAUUUCAUUGGUGGAUCUAGAGAACUUGGAAUUGAUGCUAUUUUCGUGGAAGACCUCUCAAUGAAAUCCUUCCUAAAACAACAAGGAGCAGUUUGGAAGUUCAACACACCUUUCUCCUCUCAUAUGGGAGGCGCUUGGGAGCGCUUAAUUGGUGUUAUCAGACGGAUCAUUGAUUCCAUUCUACUAAAUGCUAAGUACACCAAACUUACUCAUGAAGUCCUAUGCACAUUUAUGGCUGAAAAGACAGCAAUAGUAAACGCACGUCCGUUGGUACCAGUAUCCACAGACCCAGAAACACCUUGCAUUUUGUCUCCAGCUGUUUUGCUUACGCAAAAAACCACAGAUUCUACAGAGGAUUUCAAACAUCUAUCUGUUCGUGAAAUUUAUACUUCCCAGUGGAAAUUCGUUCAGUGCCUAGCCGAGACAUUUUGGCGCCGAUGGAAGAGUGAGUACCUGCAGAGUCUUCAAGUGCGCAGAAAAUGGAAACAUACUGUAAAGAACGUUCGUAUUGGAGACAUUAUUCUCUUGAAGGACAAUGAAGCACAGCGCAACCACUGGCCGACUGGACUGGUAGAACGCGUUUUUCCUAGUGACGAUGGACUGGUGCGCAAACUUGAAGUUCGCAUUAUGAAAGAUGGGCAAUCGCGGACUUACGUUCGCCCAAUCUCAGAAAUUGUGUUUCUGUGCCAUUCAGAGUAA